CAAUCGCCGGCGAGUAUUUCUCGGUUUCCGUUUCGCCCUUCUUCCCUCUUCCCCCCAACCGAGAGCUCUCGGCAAAUUGGAAAAAAAAAAAAAACAAAACAAGAAAAGGCGAGAGGGAGAGAGGGGCGGCUAUCGGAACCUUCCUCCGCGAGGCUAUCUUCCGUCCACUGUCGGUGACCUGAACGCUCCCGGCAUCGAAUUCCGGUGGCCGGGCUGCCGGCGAAGCCUCCCGGCAAUGUGUCCCUUGCGCCUGAUCCUCGUCUUCCUCUCCGCCACCCUCGCCGGCUACUUCGCAUGGAAGACGGUCCGGUCACCUCCCCCUAACCCGAUCUUCGGCGACUCGUCCGAGAUCGAGGACUCCGUCGAUGGCGAUUCGAAGAAACGCCGACGCUUCGAUGCGAGAAAGGUGAUUGGAGAUGGGUUCUGGGUGUUUCUGGAUAUGGCCAGUGGGAGGUAUCUGUGGAGAGUGAUGAAGGGAAGGUGAGAAAGAGGAUGUGAAGGCAAUUGUUGUGGCUUUUGAAUCGUAAUCUAUUAUUGUUGUAUUAGAAUGCAGUUGAUAAUUGUUAGGAGUUGUUGCUUGGAAUAAUGUUUUUCCUUUUUGGUUUUAUUGUUUCUCAUGAUUUAUGUACCUUUUUUAUUUUGUUUGUGGAAUCUGUUUUAGUGUAUGAACUAAAAACCUGAUUUUAUGUUGAUGAUUCACAUGAUGAAUUUGUUUAA
Messenger RNA from Phoenix dactylifera (date palm), 717 nucleotides. RefSeq lists its product as uncharacterized. NCBI's taxonomy places the organism in Eukaryota, Viridiplantae, Streptophyta, Magnoliopsida, Arecales, Arecaceae. The record is from RefSeq and is a predicted model, not a curated record.